Metschnikowia bicuspidata var. bicuspidata NRRL YB-4993 is the source of this 846-nucleotide messenger RNA. RefSeq names its product Signal recognition particle receptor subunit beta. The record is from RefSeq and is a predicted model, not a curated record. The transcript has a single exon. NCBI's taxonomy places the organism in Eukaryota, Fungi, Ascomycota, Pichiomycetes, Serinales, Metschnikowiaceae. Bases 1 to 846 code for a protein of 281 amino acids.
AUGGACAGAAUCCAGCAGGGACUAUUGGCUGCGGUGCUUGGACUUAUCCUCGUGCUUGUGGUGUUCCAGUUGCAGAGCCGCACGGACAGCAAAUCCGGCUCCUCUUCGCCUUAUUGUAAGCCCACGUACUUGAUCGUGGGCGCCAACGGAGCUGGCAAAACCAGUCUUUUUUACAGCUUGACAAACAGGACGCAGAAUCCAGCUAGCUUUGUGUCAUCGCUCGAGCCCAACGUGGCGUCUGUCAGGCUUCCCUUCGCCAACGAGUCCAUCCAGAAACUGUACCAGCUCAUCGACUACCCCGGCCACUUGAAGCACUCUGAACUCUUGCGCACAUUGAUCCUGGACGACAUCACCGUGGGCAAGCUCAAAGGCGUCAUCUAUGUGGUGGACUCGUCGAGCGUCAGCUUGAGCCAAGAACUGAAAGUCUCGGCCAUGGCCAAGGAGUUGUUCCUUCUCUUGAGCACCACGGAGAAAAACCCCAACGGCGUUGAUUUCUUGUUUGCCGUCAACAAACAGGACUUGUUUGACUCCCGCCCUGUGCACAAAGUCAAGCAGGUUUUGGAGGAUGAGUUGGCCAAGCUUGUGGCGGACGAGAUCAGUGCCAAGGGUCUGGCCCGGGGCGGCAGCGGAAUCGAUAAUGACGACUUGGAGGAUGACGACGAGGAAAAGUUCAGGAAGGAGGAGUCCACACGUGACUUCUGGAAGGCUGUGGUGGGUUCUCUGCGGUUUAGUUUUGAUUUCUUGGAGGGAAACAUGGAGUUCGUUGGGGGCUCGGUGUUGAAGGGCGCCGUCGGCAACUGGGAGAACUGGUUUGACGAGAAGGCGGUCAACUACGGCGGGAUCUAG